AUGGAGGUUAACAGAACGUGGACUAUUGAAAGCUUGCCUCCGGGGAUUACACAGCAGGAGGGUGUGGAUUUCACAGACACUUUUUCUCCUGUUGCGAAACUGGUUAGUGUCAAACUUUUGCUUGGUCUUGCGGCUAUCAAAGGAUGGAGCUUAACGCAGAUGAAUGUCUUCAACGCUUUUCUUCAUAGUGAUUUGGAUGAAGAGAUCUACAUGUCUCUGCCACAGGUUUUGGAGUGUGCUGGCUUCAUUCAGUCUCAAGCCGAUAACACGUUCUUUGUCAAGCAAACUGGUAACAAGUUCACUGCUAUCUUGAACUUCAGCAGGAAUCUCGGUUUGCCAGAGGAAUAUGCUCUGAAUCUUCUCUCUGACACUGGUCUUAUGGCUUGUAAACCAUGCUCAGUCCCUAUGGAUCCCGUGGUCAAGCUUAGCAAGGAAUCAGGCGUCCCUCUCGAUGAUCCCACUCCUUACCGCGCCUUGGUUGGUCUUUUGCUCUACUUGACGAUCACUCGGCCUGACAUUACCUUUGCGGUACAUUGUCUCAGUCAGUUUAUGCAUACACCAACUGAUGUUCAUCUCACGGCUGCUCAUCGGAUCCUCCGCUACGUCAAAAAUGACCCCGGCCAGGGACUGUUCUACUCCGCUAAAUCGGAUCUCUGCCUCAAUGCUUUCUCUGACUCUGACUACUCCACCUGCCCUGAUACACGAAGGUCUAUUACUGGCUACUGGGUUUAUCUUGGCAGCUCCCUCAUUAUGUGGAAGUCAAAGAAACAUGAUAUCGUAAGCCGUAGCAGUACGAAGGCAGAAUAUCGGAGCAUGGCACACACUACUUGUGAGCUUCUUUGGCUUCAUCAACUUCUCACUGAUUUGAAGAUCACAGUAACUGCUAAGGCCGAACUCUUCUGUGAUAGUAAGUCGGCAAUCUACAUAGCGACAAAUCCCGUGUUCCAUGAACGGACGAAACAUAUCGAAGUUGAUUGUCACACUAUUCGGGAUCAAGUGAAGAAUGGCUUCCUCACACUCAUGCAUGUUGGCACUACAAAUCAACAUGCUGAUAUAUUGACCGAGCCUCUUCAGCCCGGGCCGUUUCAUUCCCUUCUCAUUCGCAUGUCCAUUUCAAGCCUGUUCUCUCCUUCUCGUUGUCCAAUCCCACAGGCUUGA
Microthlaspi erraticum is the source of this 1158-nucleotide messenger RNA. Lineage: Eukaryota; Viridiplantae; Streptophyta; Magnoliopsida; Brassicales; Brassicaceae. The record is from the annotation of a GenBank genome assembly.